GAUGAGCACAACAUUUAUUGGAAGGGAAGUUCCAAGAACGUUUUCGACCGCGGUUAUCUUUGUCAGCUUUCCAGGGUUUGGGUUUGGUGGCGAAGAAUUCCAAUUUUGAAAAAGCUUUUUGGAGAGAGAGAGAGAGAGAGAGAGAGAGAGAGAGAGGGACAGAAUUUCAUAGAGAGAGAGAGAGAGUGCAUCAUCGUCGUCUUUGUCAUCAUCAAUAUGCCAGAAGAGGAGAAAUCUUACUGAUUAAUAAUUAAUCAAAAACUCUGCAAGCAAGGAAAGGAAGGAGUCCGAACUUGUUCUUAAUUAAUCAUUUAAUUAGUCUGAUUUGGGGGAAGCACAGCCAUUAAUUUGUUGAUUUAAUUCUUCGUUUACAUGCAAAUUUAGAGAGAAUUUGGAUUGGAUUGGAUUAAUUGUGGUUUGAAUUCGGGGCGUAUGGGUUGGAAUCCGGUUGCUUCUUCGUCGCACAACAAUGGCGGUGGGAAGAGCAGCGGCGGCGGCGUGGGGAAGAGCGGCGGCAGUAGCCACAACAACAACCACGACGCGGCGGCGGCGUGCGUCGUGUCCUCAACUUUCGCCUUCUUCCUGUGCGCGUUUCUGGCGUUGGGAACUGCCGGCAGCUUCUACGCCAGAUUCACGCUCACGCGGAACGUGCGCGCCGGGAUCGCCGCACCGGCCGCGCUCGGCUGCCGGCCGGACAAUGAGGGGUCGUGGUCCGUCGGAGUUUUCUACGGCGACUCUCCCUUCUCUCUCAAGCCAAUCGAAGCUGUGGAUAUCUGGAAGGAGGAGACCUCAGCAUGGCCGGUAGCCAAUCCGGUGGUCACUUGCGCCUCGAUCUCCGACGCCGGCUUCCCCAGCAACUUCGUAGCCGACCCCUUCCUCUACGCGCAGGGCGGUGUCCUGUAUCUGUUUUACGAAACAAAAAAUUCGAUUACAAUGCAAGGAGAUAUCGGAGUUGCUCGAAGUAGGGACAAUGGAGCAACAUGGGAACAGUUGGGCAUUGCCCUGGAUGAAGAUUGGCAUCUAUCCUAUCCUUUUGUCUUCGAACACAAAGGAAAUAUAUAUAUGAUGCCUGAGGGUAGCGCAAAAGGCGAGCUUCGUCUGUAUCGUGCAAUCGACUUCCCGUUGAAAUGGAAGCUGGACAGGGUUAUACUGAAAAAACCACUUGUCGAUUCCUUCAUGAUUCCUUACCAAGGGAAGUUCUGGCUUUUCGGCUCGGAUCACAGCAGGAUUGGGACCAAAAAGAACGGCCAAUUGGAGAUAUGGCAUAGCAGCUCGCCUCUAGGUCCAUGGAAACCUCAUAAAAAGAAUCCCAUCCACAAUACGCGCAAGAGUAUGGGAGCUCGGAAUGGAGGGAGGCCUUUUGUGUACAAUGGAGAUCUUUACCGUAUAGGUCAAGACUGCGGCGAGACAUACGGGCGUCGGAUACGCGUAUUCAAAGUUGAAGUUCUGACAAUUGAUAAAUUCAAGGAAGUUGAGGUUCCUUUCAGUGUCCAAGACUCGGGCGCGAAAGGACACAAUUCUUGGAACGGCGCCCGUCACCAUCACCUCGAUGCUCAGCAGCUCAGGUCCGGAAAAUGGAUCGCAGUUAUGGAUGGAGAUCGAGUCCCUUCGGGAGAUGCAAACUAUAGAUUCGUUCUUGGGCUUGCUUCGGUCGUUGCGGUUGCUCUGAUUGUCGUUCUUGUGGGAAUGGUCGUCGGGGUGGUGAAGUGCAUCGUCCCGUUGAGUUGGUGUCCGCACAAUAUGGGGAAAAGAAGCGACACAUUGUUGACGCGGGAGAAACCGAACUUAUACUCUUCGAAGCUGAGACUUUUCUGCAGCCGGCUGAACAAGGUGAGCUCGAAUCUCCGAGCUAGGAUAAAACCGUACACGUGCUCGGGAAUUUCCAUCCUCCUAUUGACGAUGUUUCUGGCUUUGAUGCUUACGUGCGUCGGCGUUAAGUACAUUUUCGGAGGUAGCGGCGCGGAGGAACCUUACCCCGUCCACGGUAGCUACUCUCAGUUCACGCUAUUAACAAUGACGUACGACGCCCGUCUCUGGAAUCUGAAAAUGUAUGUAAAACAUUACUCGAGAUGCUCGUCCGUGCGUGAGAUCGUUGUCGUCUGGAACAAGGGCAUACCUCCACGAUCGACCGACUUCGACUCGGCAGUGCCGAUAAGAAUAAGAGUCGAAAGCCAAAACUCGCUGAACAACCGGUUCAAGGUUGACCCAAUGAUCAAAACCCGGGCAGUCCUCGAGCUCGACGACGACAUAAUGAUGAGUUGCGACGACAUUGAACGGGGAUUCAAAGUAUGGCGCGAACGCCCCGAUAGAAUAGUGGGCUUCUAUCCCCGGCUCGUCAAUGGCAGCCCGUUAGAAUACAGAGGUGAGAAACACGCCCGGAGGCACAACGGGUACAACAUGAUCCUUACGGGGGCUGCGUUCGUCGACAGCCGGGAGGCCUUCGGGAGGUAUUGGAGCGAAGAAGCUGCGGCGGGUAGGGGAAUCGUAAACGGUAAUUUUAACUGCGAGGACGUUCUGAUGAACUACCUGUACGCGAAUUCGAGCGGCGCGAGGGCGGCGGUGGAGUACGUGAAGCCGGCGUGGGCAAUCGACACGUCGAAAUUGUCAGGAGCGGCGAUUAGCAGGAACACCAAGGCUCACUAUGGAGUGAGAAGCAAGUGCCUGAGGGAGUUCGAAAGACUGUACGGGAGUUUGGGUGAGAGGAAGUCUGAAUUCAGGAAAAGGAAGGAUGGUUGGGAUGUCUAAUAAUCAAUCAGGCACAUAAUAUCUAUUAUAUGUAUACAUAGGUUUCGUU
Molecule: messenger RNA, 2794 nt
Organism: Andrographis paniculata
Lineage: Eukaryota; Viridiplantae; Streptophyta; Magnoliopsida; Lamiales; Acanthaceae
Product: glucosamine inositolphosphorylceramide transferase 1-like
Exons: 4
Coding region: 433-2745 (770 amino acids)
Cellular component (GO): membrane
Molecular function (GO): glycosyltransferase activity
Source: RefSeq, a predicted model, not a curated record